AUGCGAAUAAUCAGCAUCAUCAGUCUUCUCCUGACCUAUGUUCGUUUCGCAACGGCCGACCCUUGCGCCGACAUUGCCGGGAAAGCCUUCGUCCCGCCUGCCGCCGCGUUAGCUUGUCUAAAGUCUUUCCCCUUCAACGAGACCUUGCGAGUCAAUAUGAUGAACAACGCCGCUCGCGUACUUGACUUCUACACCUUCGAAGAGUACUACUUGAAAUCUCCCCCACCCUUUCAAGAGUCGACAGUUAAUAUCAGGGCAACACUUGCACGAUUGAAUGCCACAGCGUACGAGACCGAUUAUGAUGCCAGCUGGGAUCUUUACAUGUUCACCACCCAAAUGAACGAUGGCCACACGCGCUGGUUCCCAAAUUGUUACAACUCGUAUCAAAAUGUCCUACCGGCACCGGUAAUCACGGCCUCAGUGAACGGCGAAGAGGGCGUGUACAUCGCCCCAGACGCCGUCGAGUUUAUAUCCCUGCUAGGCGAAGAGUACACCUCCUUCUUCGAUUCUAUUCAUUUUAACUGGACACGAUUAGCUGGUGCUAAGGUCCUCGCGAUCGAAGACCAAGAUCCUUAUGCCUAUGUCGAUACGAUUGCAUCGACAGUAUCUGGAAACUACCUCGACCAUGGCGUCCGCGUAAACUCGGUUUUCUCGAGCUACAGGAUCUCCGGCACCGACUUUUCGCAGCGCGUAGGCGAUCUAGCAGGUCCCAUCGGUGUAGUCCAGACAGCAGUCAAAUUCCAAUUGAUACCUGUCGGUUCCACUAGUGCGGAGACAGUGACCGUACCGUUUUUGGCUAAUUUUAUAGGUGUUCCUUUUACUGAUGCAGAGUCGUUUUGGGCGAAUAAUUGUGCGGCAAAUGAGGCUACAAAUGGUGUUGACAAUAAGGACGUGGUUUCUGCGGCAACCGUAUCGGCAAAGAGCCGUCUUGCCAAGGCUGAGAUCAUCGACCUUUCGAAUUCUAGCGCUGUUGGCUUGCCGCAACAGUUUAUACCCACCCUUCCUCCUGUCAGCGGAAGUACUGGGGUCAUCAAGUCAUAUAUCCUUCCCGGAAAUCAUACUGGGGUCAUGUUCGUCGGUUCGUUCGGCGGCGACUUUGACGCGUUCAUGUCCGAUGUCGUUCAAACCAUCACCGCGUUCCAGGAGGCCGGCGUUACCCGUUUAAUCCUAGACCUGACCAACAACGGUGGCGGGUUUGUCUGCUUGGGCCAAUUCCUCUUUCAGUAUCUUGCUGGUUCUAGCUUUGGAUAUCCUGGCUUUCAAUCCACCACCCGGGGGAAUAUACUCGCACAGAAGAUUGUUGCUUCGGAUAUUGCCCUGGGAAACGACGAUACCAUAACCUUCUACAGCGCUGACAAUUGGGCGUUUUUGAACGGCACUCAAAUGCCAGCCUCGUACGACUAUCUGGAUCCCUUGGUACCAUUCGUCGUCAAUAAUGUAUCAGAUCCUACUUCUCAGCGUUUCCACGAUACAUGUACAUUGUCAUUUACCCAGCCCAUUCCGGAGAAUCCUCCCUUUGAUCUUGAGCUAUCUUCGGCUCGCAAGUGUUCUAAGCAGUCAAUAGUCGGUAACGGAAAUUGCGCCUCUACGUGCGCAAUGUUCAGUACGCUCAUGAAUGAACACUUCCUCACCAAGAACGCGGUGUUUGGAGGGAAGCCGGGAGAGAAUGUGGAGUUCAAAGGAAUGGCUGGUAAUCAGGUGCUGGAAUGGACUGAUUUGGAUUCGGAGAUCAAGACCGCUGAUUUGGACGACGACCCAUUGGCUCCCCCGGAUCUGCUGAUUUCUGGUAACUUCCGUGUAAACUGGCGAACAGCAUGGAGCUUCUUUGAUGAACAGAAACCUAUUGCCUAUGUAUCUGAACUUCCGAGAUUCCGCUUUCCCUACACCUUCGACACGUACAACAAUCCUCAGAACCUAUGGCUCUUCGCGUAUGUGUAG
This is a messenger RNA of Guyanagaster necrorhizus, 1938 nucleotides long. RefSeq lists its product as uncharacterized. Bases 1 to 1938 code for a protein of 645 amino acids. The record is from RefSeq and is a predicted model, not a curated record. The transcript has 16 exons. NCBI's taxonomy places the organism in Eukaryota, Fungi, Basidiomycota, Agaricomycetes, Agaricales, Physalacriaceae.